Molecule: messenger RNA, 525 nt
Organism: Aspergillus niger
Lineage: Eukaryota; Fungi; Ascomycota; Eurotiomycetes; Eurotiales; Aspergillaceae
Exons: 1
Coding region: 1-525 (174 amino acids)
Source: RefSeq, a predicted model, not a curated record
AUGGCAGCUGCAUCUGGUAGAAGUCUGGGCAGCAUUGCUCCUACCAUGAUCAAGGGCACAACUGUUGACUUUCCCCUUGCUUUGGCUGAAGGACUGCGCAAUGUCCCUCGACUAUACGGUGAAACUCCCCGAGAUCACGGUCCAGUUACUGAUAUCAAAAGCGGAUUUGCUGUUGCUGGAAAAGGAUUUGCGUGGGGAAUGGCGGAGGCGGUUAGCGAUAUAGUUGUCAAGCCAUACCAGGGUUUCCAAAAAGAGGGAGCGAAAGGUACGAUCAAGGGAGUCGGCAAAGGAGUAACAAACAUGGCAGCUAAAGCCGGCUCUGCUAUGUUUGGCCUCAUGGCAUACCCUGCUACUGGUAUCGCGCAGAGUAUCCGGUUGUCAGUUCAAUCGCAGACAAGAAAGCUAAUCGCCCAACAGCGCCACAGUGAGGGAAUAUGGUUACUGGAGAGUCGUCAGUAUACGGCGACGGACAAUAUCGUGGCCACUUUUGGACAGAAAUUCAAGAGCAAGAAAGGCCGAACGUAA